Messenger RNA from Acanthosepion pharaonis, 1044 nucleotides. NCBI's taxonomy places the organism in Eukaryota, Metazoa, Mollusca, Cephalopoda, Sepiida, Sepiidae. The record is from the annotation of a GenBank genome assembly.
AUGCUGAAGCAAAUCCAAGGUGGGCCCCAUCUGUCUAAUCAAGCAGGCAUUUCUUCUUCUUUUCCUUUUUUAACAAUGUAUCUUACCACAGGCUGCACUGAAAGUUCUUUCUUCACACUUACCAAUGCCUUUCCAAUAUCUAUCUAUCUAUCUAUCUAUCUAUCUAUCUAUCUAUCUAUCUAUCUCAACUAUUCAUAUCUAUCUAUCUCAGUCUAUUCAUAUCUAUCUAUCUAUCUUAGUCUAUUCAUAUCUGUCUAUCUCAGUCUAUUCCUAUCUAUCUAUCUAUCUAUCUAUCUAUCUAUCUAUCUCAGUCUAUUCAUAUCUAUCUAUAUAUCUAUCUCAGUCUAUUCAUAUCUAUCAGACUAUUCAUAUCUAUCUAUCUCAGUCUAUUCAUAUAUCUAUCUAUCUAUCUAUCUAUCUAUCUAUCUAUCUAUCUAUCUAUCUAUCUUAGUCUAUUCAUAUCUAUCUAUCUAUCUAUCUAUCUAUCUAUCUAUCUAUCUAUCUCAGUCUAUUCAUAACUAUCUAUCUCAGUCUAUUCAUAUCUAUCUAUCUAUCUAUCUAUCUAUCUAUCUAUCUAUCUAUCUAUCUAUCUCAGUCUAUUCAUAUAUCUCUAUCUGCCUAUCUCUAUGUUAUGCUGUCCCUUCUCUCUUUCCAUGUCACCUACUUGCCUCCUUUUCAUGCUUUCUCCAUUGCUUUUUCUGUUUUAUUCACAACCCCUUUUCCCCAUUUCCUCCUCUCACUCACUCUUUCAUUAUAUCUUUUAUCUUACUUUCACUCCAUCAUUUCUAUAAUCCCCAUCCUUCUUUACUUUAUUUGCUUCCCUCUCCCUCAUUUCUCCCUCAUCCUUCUGCACAUUAUUUGCCUCCCUUUCCCCCAUUUCUCUUGCACUAUCUAUCUAUCUAUCUAUCUAUCUAUCUAUCUAUCUAUCUAAGGAUGUUCAUUAUCUAUGCCAGUCUUUCCAUAUCUAUCUAUGUCUAUUCAAAUCUACCUAUCUAUCUAUUUAUCUAUCUAUCUAUCUAUCUAUCUGUUCCAUUGUCACUUUAA